AUGAAUACAUCAAUGCGAGCUAUCGAAAUUCUCUUUCUUGGCUUUCUCACCAUAGCAGCCAUUCAUUUGAGCUUUUGCAAUGGAAACAAAGAUGUGGCUUGCAUGAAGAGCGAGAAACAAGCUCUUUUAAGCUUCAAGCAAGAUCUAAAAGAUCUUUCGAAUCGACUCUCUUCUUGGGACGUUGAAGCUGAUUGCUGUAAGUGGGCAGGAGUUGUUUGCAACAACUUAAGCGGCCAUGUCCUUGAGCUCCACCUUCAAACUCCCAGUGAAUUUGAUUUAUAUUCAAGGUUGGGCGGUGAAAUAAAUCCUUCUUUGGUAAAUUUGACGCACCUCCGCUACCUGGAUCUAAGUCAAAAUUCUUUCACAGGAAUACGAAUCCCAUCCUUCAUUGGAUCUCUGGUAAGUCUGCAAUAUAUUAAUUUGUCUGAUGCAGGAUUUGUGGGAACAAUUCCUCAUCAUCUUGGAAACUUGUCGAGUUUACGUUCUCUAAGUCUUAGAGCUAAUGACGUGGAUGUUGAGAACCUUGAUUGGCUUCAUGCUCUUUACCAUUUGGAAUACCUAGACCUAAGCGAUGUGAGCCUUACCAAGGCACCCAACUGGCCACAAGUAAUUAAUAAGCUCCCUUUCUUGCUUGAGUUACACCUGUCUCGUUGUGGUCUUGAUCUCAGUCCUGCUCUACUCAGUGUUAAUUUUACCUCUCUUCUUGUCCUAGAACUUUCGAGUAACUGGGUCUCUUCGAUACCUAGUUGGAUCUUCAGUAUUACUAGUCUCAUUUCUCUUGAUCUAAGUUCAUGUGCUUUUGAAAGUCCAAUGCCUGAAGGUUUUCGGAAUCUGACUUCUCUCGUGACCCUUGAUGUUUCCUUAAAUAAUUUUCCAUCUUUCCCUCCUAAUUCUUUGUUUAGAAUGAACAACCUCGUUUUUCUUAACCUGAGAGGUGCAUUUGAAGCUCCACUUCCACUGAUUCUCCCAAACAUGACCAAUCUUAGGUAUCUUGAUCUAUCUUAUAAUGAUCUGAAUUCUACAGUACCCAGUUGGCUGUAUAGUUUUAGUCGUCUUGAGUACCUUGACAUGUCCUUCAGUAAGUUAGAAGGUGGAAUAUCAAAUGACAUAGGAAACUUGACUUCUAUCAUCACCCUAUUAUUGCCACAAAAUAAACUUGAAGGAACACUGCCAAGAUCGUUAGGAAGCCUUUGCAACUUGAGAUUUUGUGAUCUUUCAUAUAACAAUUUUAGGGGAGAACUGUUUAGAACCUCGUCUAAAUGCACAACAUACGCUUUGGAGACUUUGAUGUUGAACAACAAUCGACUUUCUGGUACAUUACCUGACCAACUUGGAAAAUUUGAAAUUUUGCAAGAGCUUGAUCUUGGGUAUAAUAAUCUAUCUGGCCCCAUUCCAAUCACUCUAGGAAGAUUGACGUCCUUAGAAACCAUGCGUUUACCCAACAAUCAAUUAAAUGGAACUCUUCCGGAAGGUCUUGGGCAUCUUUCUAAGUUAAGACAUCUUGAUUUGACUGACAAUUUGUUGUCAGGCAUUGUGUCUCAAGUUCACUUCACCAAUCUCGUAAAUCUGACGUUUUUAGGUGCCUCUGGAAACCGAUUAACUUUAAAUGUGAGUCUUGACUGGAUCCCGCCCUUUCUACUUGAAGUUCUAGAACUUGGAUCAUGGCAUUUGGGCCCCAAGUUUCCCAUAUGGCUUCAAUCCCAGAAGAAUCUUUCAUACCUUGACAUUUCCAACGCUGAAUUGUCUGAAGGGAUUCCAAGGCAUAUCCCAAGCUCUUUUGGGCUUUUGUAUGAUUUGAAUUCAUUACACCUGCGCAACAACCGGCUCUCUGGAGAAAUUUCUUCAUCUCUGCAAAACUGCACAAAUCUAGAAAUGCUUGACCUCAGUGAGAAUGAGUUUAUUGGAAGUAUACCAACAUGGAUGGGGGAAAGGCUUAGACAAUUAAAGAUUCUUGCUCUUCGCUCAAAUAGAUUAGAUGGCCUAAUACCUCCAGAAAUUUGUGGCCUCUACAGUCUUCAAGUCUUGGAUAUUGCAAACAACAAUUUGUAUGGUGGAAUACCUCAAUGUGUCAACAAUUUUGCUUCCAUGGCAGUGAAACUAGAAUCUAACGACCUUAUUUCCUAUAUAGGUCCAGGUCGUGAUCAUCUUGACAGUUUCUUAGAGAAUGCAAUUUUGGUGACAAAAGGAAAUAAUUACCAAUACGACAAGAUUCUUGCUCUUGUGGCUGUUGUGGACAUUUCAAACAACAAUAUAUCUGGAAAGAUCCCUGUGGAACUAACAAGUCUUUUGGGAUUGCUUUCAUUGAAUCUAUCUGGAAAUCGUUUGGCCGGUGUGAUUCCGAAGAAGAUAGGUAACAUGGAGUCAUUAGAAUCUCUUGAUUUAUCUAGAAACCAACUCUGUGGUGAAAUUCCUCCGACCAUAUCAAAUUUGACUUUUUUGAGUUACUUGAAUUUGUCUCAUAAUAACUUGUCAGGAAAAAUUCCAUCAAACACCCAACUUCAGUCCUUCAGUUCUUCUAGCUUUAUCGGAAACAACCUUUGUGGACUUCCACUAUCAAAUAAUUGUAGUGUUGGUGGCAAAACACCUGAUGUAAGGAAUGAAGGGGAUAGUGAGGGUGCAACGUCUGAAGUGGAUUGGUUUUAUUUGUUUAUGGGUUUAGGAUUUGUGGUAGGUUUUUGGGCCAUAUGCGCUCCUAUACUGUUCAUCAAGUCCUGGAGAUAUGCUUAUUUUCAAUAUCUAGAUAAUGUUUGGACCAGACUCGUAUUAUUAUACAUGGGCAAACGUGUUUAA
Molecule: messenger RNA, 2790 nt
Organism: Camellia sinensis
Lineage: Eukaryota; Viridiplantae; Streptophyta; Magnoliopsida; Ericales; Theaceae
Product: receptor-like protein EIX2
Molecular function (GO): protein binding
Source: RefSeq, a predicted model, not a curated record